Molecule: messenger RNA, 1036 nt
Organism: Panicum hallii
Lineage: Eukaryota; Viridiplantae; Streptophyta; Magnoliopsida; Poales; Poaceae
Exons: 3
Coding region: 117-761 (214 amino acids)
Source: RefSeq, a predicted model, not a curated record
UGCACGUUGCAGCGUCGGCCAUCGGCGCAUACCAUCGCGCUGAGCCCCGCCGCGCGCUAACCACCCUAUAAAACGUCCGGCGCCGCUACCGCCCGGCGGCGGGCAGGCUCGCAACGAUGGGCAACUGCCAGGCGGCGGAGGCGGCGGCGGUGCUGAUCCAGCACCCGGGCGGCGGCCGCACGGAGCGCGCCUACUGGGCGCUCUCGGCCGGGGCCGUCAUGGCGGCCAACCCGGGCCACUACGUCGCCGCCGUCAUCGCCACCACGCAGCCGGCGGCCGCGGCGGGGGGCGCGCCCGCGGUGACCGCGAAGCACCUCAAGCUGCUCCGCCCCGACGACACCCUCCUGCUCGGCCGCGUCUACCGUCUUGUCAGCUUCGAAGAGGUGCUGAGGGAGUUCGCGUCAAAGCGGCACGUCAAGCUGAGCCGCGUCACGAUCAGGGCCAAGGACGACGAGGAGGAGGUGAAACCGGCGGGCACCAAGCACCGCCGCCGGCGUACCAGCGGCGACAGGCGCGGCGGCGGCGAGCGCAAGGAAUCCGACCGGUCGCUCGCCAAGAUCAUGCGCCAGACGGAGGAGCCGGAGCCGGAGCCAGGCCAGCCGUCCUCCGGCCCCAGCUCCCCCGACCACGGCGACCCCGCCGACGCGGCGGCCGACCUCGACGCCGAGCUGGAGGCGGCGCUGCUGCCUCACGGAGCGCUGCUCGGCCGGCGCGCCGCCCGGCAGUGGAGGCCCGCGCUGCAGAGCAUCGCCGAAGGGUGACCAAACCUCGCCGCCCCAGCCCAGCCGGCCGGUCGGUCGGUGAGCAGCCGUGCUCGGUGCAGGUCGAUGCCACGCCACUUGCGAGGCUGACAGCGUAUUGUAAAAUAAGCGAGUAAUUGCUACAGUGCCCUUCCCCCUGUGUGGAUACCACCAGCUCCGAAUGUGUAGUCUAGCAGUAGCAGUUGGCCAGUAGCAGCAGAGUAUUAUGGGCUUGAUUUGAUGGUGCUUGUAACUUGUAAGGUGGCAGAUCGGUAUACAGAAAGCAUCGCAUAAAA